AUCUAAGAUUUAAAUAUCAAAGGUUCACACCAUCAGAUAUAUAGAUUAUAAAAUUUAAGAGUGAUACAAGAAUUCAGUUUAUUUACUAUAUACACAAUGGUCAUAUAUGAAGCAUCUUUUUAUGAAAAUACAUCAAGAUUUGCCGCUAUGUUGAAUAUACAUACGGGAUAUCAUACACAUCCAUACGCAAAUGGUUUGAUUCAAAUUGGAUAUGACGCUAUAAACUGCCUGAUAGCUAUUUGUAAGUAAGUUGAUGAUAGAUAUAUCUAACAGUUUAAACCCCCUUCAGAAUAUACCAUUAUAAAAAUGAGCGUAGACUGGGAGGAAUUGAAUGCUAAGCUUCCGUAUCAGAAAAAUGAGGAAGAGAAGGCGCAGAGAUCUGAAUUGUGGACAAGUAUUGAUGUGAAUGGAAAUGGAUAUCUAUCUCUAGCUGAGGUUUCAAGGGGUAUUCGAGAUGUGAUUAAUAUGGAUGAACUGUUUGAUGCUACCCCGGCCAUCAACAGGUCUUUCUUCUACUGCAAGGGAAUCAGUGGUGCGGGGCACCAUGGACCGGAUUAUCUUGAACGCAGUGAGUUCAGAGUUUUUCUUCAAACUCUUCGUCUGUUCUUCGAAUUCUUCCAUGCGUUUGAAAUGAUCUUGAUAUUGAGGGUGAUAUCGAUGAGGCAGAAGCAGAUGAGUAGAUGCCAGCCAAACAAUAGGCCUGACCAUAGAGUAGUCAUAAAUAAUAAUAAUCUGGCCAAACAAUGGAUAUUUUGUGUUAUAUAAAUGUUUCUCGUCAUACUUUUUAUUUCUAUUUCGCAUAUCUAUAAACUUGUUGUAAUAGUUCACUUCUGCUUUUCACCAAAUAUAUAAUCUUAUUGUUAA
This is a messenger RNA of Eurytemora carolleeae, 864 nucleotides long. Its product is annotated as flagellar calcium-binding protein TB-44A. The record is from RefSeq and is a predicted model, not a curated record. Lineage: Eukaryota; Metazoa; Arthropoda; Copepoda; Calanoida; Temoridae. Gene Ontology annotation, molecular function: calcium ion binding.